Messenger RNA from Drosophila erecta, 1519 nucleotides. RefSeq lists its product as uncharacterized. The transcript has 3 exons. The record is from RefSeq and is a predicted model, not a curated record. Lineage: Eukaryota; Metazoa; Arthropoda; Insecta; Diptera; Drosophilidae. Bases 374 to 1438 code for a protein of 354 amino acids.
GAGAAUUAGACGCGACUACUAUAAAACGGCGUGUCAGAGCUUCGCGCCAUUGCAGUCGCCUCAGCGCUCGUCUCUCGCUCGGUUCGGUUUUGGAUUUUGGUUUUUGGUUUCUAGUUUUUGGUUUUACUUCCCAUUUGUCGGCUUCAUUUUCAUUUCUGACUGUUGGACAUGGCUCGAGUUUAGUGCUAAGUUUGUUUGUUUUUUUUUUGGUGCACCUGAGUGUGUUACGUGCGAACUGGUGAAUGUUGUCUGUGCUGGUUCCCUCCAAGGAGUGAUCAUCGUCAUUUAGCCGGAUCAAGGCGGUCGAGCAGCCCCAUCAUUAACUUUGCCACAAGUUAUUAUCGGAGGAGACCAUAAACGGAGUUCUGUAAUCAUGGUGUUGCACCACCUCAUUCUUCUAUUCGUCGUUUUCAUCAACGAUGUCCACGGCAUCCUACCACCUUCUGGCUACGAUGACGACACCUCGCCACUGCCACUCCGCCUAGACGACCUGGAACGGGACCACCUCCAGCAGUUGGACCUCAACCGGCCGCCACUCCUGCCCAAUCACUACGAAUGGCAGCCGGAGGUGGCCGCCAGUUUGCCGCCUAGCUACAUCCAGGAGGCCGCCCAACGCGAGCGGGAUCUCGAGCGGAAUCGGCGAUUGGAGGAGCUGCGUCAGCUGCAGCAGCAGCACCAGCAGCUGAGUUCGGGUUACGCCUUUCCUUCCCACCUGCCAGGUGUGCUCUAUGUUGGCCCCACGGCUUCCACGCCCACUCCCACGCCCCCAGGAGCGACGACGACAGUGGCCUCCUCGACGACUCGUUUCGGCAAACCCAUAGUUCCCUACGACCUGGAUUUGGGCAUGCGCGGCAUUCCAUAUGUGACCAAUAAUGCCCUGCCCCUGCCCCUGCCCCUGCCCCUGCCACUGCCACGCCCCCUUCCGCCGCCCCAUGCCCGAACGCCGUUCAUCUACGGAUUCGCCGCCCAGGGCAACCGGGCCACCAGCCACCAGCUGGCGGCUCAGCCCCUGUUGGUGCAGCAGUCCAAGCAGUUCGCCUACGCCCCCGCUCAGCCCCCCCAGCGCCACUACGCGAAUGGGCCGCGGAUUCCACUACCGUAUCCCCCCAGCUUUGUGAGCUUCACUACUCGAAGACCGGGUGGCCCGGAGAGGAGCAGGCCAUUCCGGCCAUCGCAGCCGGAUCCCACGCCCGAUUUGUUCGCUGGCCGUGCCUCAAAAUCGCUGAUCGACUCUUACAUUCCCAGCUGGGAGGUACUGCGCCUGAUCCGACAGCACCAGCCGCAACAGCAAGGAUUCACUCCCAUCGCUCGGCAAACGCUCGCUUAUCCCGCUCCGGCGCACUUGAGGCUCUACAAGCGAGAUUCCCAGGAGGAGCGUUCGGGGAUUGUGAAGAAAUCGCUGGGACAGCCCGGUGCCGGUAAACUCAAGGAUAACUAGCCUUACUCAAGUCGGGUUUAGCGUACGAUUUAAGUUUUUCUCUUAAUAUACCUACAAGUACGAAUAUUUAUUGCAGCAGAA